Molecule: messenger RNA, 1032 nt
Organism: Trypanosoma conorhini
Lineage: Eukaryota; Euglenozoa; Kinetoplastea; Trypanosomatida; Trypanosomatidae
Exons: 1
Coding region: 1-1032 (343 amino acids)
Biological process (GO): microtubule-based movement
Cellular component (GO): dynein complex
Molecular function (GO): dynein light intermediate chain binding; minus-end-directed microtubule motor activity; dynein intermediate chain binding
Source: RefSeq, a predicted model, not a curated record
AUGGCCGCCAUCGCUGCGCCGACUGAGAGCCCGGCGCCCAUGCUCACAGAGAAGCAGCUGGCUGCCCUCGUCAACAUUGAGGGGGAUGUGCAGCUCAAGGCGGCACAGCUCAGUAUGCUGUGUUGCGAGUACCGGACAAAUUUGACACGUGUUCUGCUUUGCUUCGAGCCUCUCAUGGCCCCGCUGCGAAGUAUAAUUUUUUCCGGUGUGCAGAAGCGGAAGUACAUUGAAACGCAGCUCAUCUGGCUGGAGCGCAUUAUUGUGCUCCAAGAGCGUCGUGGCGGUGCUCGCAAGCUUCCUCUGUCCGAGCUGCAGGCCGUCGAGAAGGACCUCAUGAUACCCGUGCAGAGGGCGAUGCAGGACAGUUAUCAGCAGCUGGACGUUGUAAACAAGGAGGAGCUUGCGGUGCUACGCAACUACGAGUGUCCACCGGACCAGGCCCUGGCGACGAUGGCGAUGGCGAUGCGGGUGCGCGGGGAGGAAGACACCCGGUGGUCCACGGUGCAAGUGGUUCUUAGCGACAGUUACUUUUUUACGUUUUUCAUCAGCCGUGCGCAGACGCUGCUGAAGCAGCCUCUCGCUGAAGAAAUACAGGAGGAGUUGGAGGUUUACUGCUCCUCGCCUGACCACGCCCCGGAGGCCCUUGCCCUCAUUUCCGUGCCACUGGCUGCCGUUGGGCAGUGGCUAUGGGCACUGCGGGACUACUACCGCGUGAAGAGGAUUGCCACGAUGCCCGACCCGCCCCUUUCUGUGGAGGAGAGGCGGCAGACGGUCACACGCCUGCGGUACGAGCUGCAGUCGAUCAAGGACAACAUGAGUUCCGCGGCGGAGGAGAUGCAGAAGCUGCAGGACCAGAUCAUUCGCAGAACGCUGGAGGUACGCAAUGAGUACGACGACACCAUGUGCCCGCUCCACGACUCCCUUGUAAAGAAGACGGAGGAGUUUAUUCAGACACUCGAGGGAAAGCAGCCGCCCGCCGAGGAGAAGGAGGUAGAAGCGCCACAGCAGGAAGAAACCGCGACUUCGGCGUAA